AUGGUCCCAGAGGCAAACGUCAGUGUGGCAAACGGCCCCGUGCCCUGGGAGAGCCUCUUCCCUCUGGUGGGGCUGGCGCCAGCCAACGGCAGCCAGGGGGAGGUGCUGCUUCUGCCCACCUUCUCGGCCGCCGCCCUGGCUCGCGUGGUCAUCACCCUGGUGCUGUGCGUGGUCUCCACCGCCAGCAACGUGGCUGUCCUGUGGGCUGGCCUGGGCAGGAAUGGUGCCAGGAGGCGCUCCCACGCCCGGGUCCUGCUUCUCCACCUGGCCGGGGCAGACCUGCUGGUGGCUCUGGUGGUGAUGCCGCUGGACGCGGCCUGGAACAUCACUGUGCAGUGGCGGGCGGGGGACGUGGCCUGCCGCCUGCUCAUGUUCCUCAAGCUCCUGGCGAUGUACGCCUCGGCCUUCAUCACCACCCUCAUCAGCCUGGACCGCCAAGCCGCCAUCUUGCACCCGCUGGCCCUUGCGGAGGCUGGUCGCAGGAGUCAGGUGUGGCUGCAGGCAGCAUGGCUCCUGAGCGCAGGCCUCUCUGUGCCGCAGCUCUUCCUCUUCCGCACGGUCACCGUCCGCUCCCCACAGAACUUCACCCAGUGCUCCACCCGGGGCGCCUUUGCCCAGCGCUGGCAGGAGGCCGCCUACAACAUGCUCACCUUCUCCUGCCUCUUCCUGCUCCCGCUGCUGGUCAUGGUCGCCUGCUACUCGCGGAUCCUGCUGGAGAUCUCCCACCCCACGGGGUCCCCCAGCGACCCAUCUGCUCCGGAGCUGCCUUUGCGUCGGUCACGCAACCCCAUCCCACGGGCUCGGCUGCGCAUGCUGCGCCUCAGUGUGGCGAUUGUGGGCUCCUUUGUGGUCUGCUGGACUCCCUACUACUUGCUGGGGCUGUGGUACUGGUUCUGGCCGGCAGCCAUGGAGGGCGCUGUGCCCCAUUCUCUCGCCCACCUCCUCUUCAUCUUUGGGCUGCUGAACGCCUGCCUGGACCCCAUCACCUACGGGCUCUUCGCCAUGCCCUUGUUCCAGAGGCUGCGGGGCUGCUGCCGAGCAGAUGGACCGGGGCCCCAGUCUCGGCCUCCCUCCCCCAUCACAGGCUCCUUCCGCUGUUCAGCAUCCACUGUUGGUGCCAGAUGGCCCACCCCACACCUUGGCCUCCUGGAGUCAGCCAAGCCUUCCCAUGCCUGGACUACGGACCCGAUUCGUGGCAGCUGCUUAUGA
Messenger RNA from Euleptes europaea (tarantolino), 1209 nucleotides. RefSeq names its product gonadotropin-releasing hormone II receptor-like. The transcript has 3 exons. The record is from RefSeq and is a predicted model, not a curated record. Gene Ontology annotation, biological process: G protein-coupled receptor signaling pathway. Gene Ontology annotation, cellular component: membrane. The coding region runs from base 1 to 1209 and encodes 402 amino acids. NCBI's taxonomy places the organism in Eukaryota, Metazoa, Chordata, Lepidosauria, Squamata, Sphaerodactylidae. Gene Ontology annotation, molecular function: peptide binding; gonadotropin-releasing hormone receptor activity.